AAAGUGCGCAAGAGCUGCCCAUAGACCAGAAAGGGUGAAAAACUACAAAUACAACAUCACUGGGCGCUUAAAAGAACUACAAACUCCCAUCGAGUUGCGCAGUAUGAAUUUCUAGCCCUUUAAAUGUACGUGCAAAAUGGCUGCGCAGGUCGACUUGGUCCGUAUUAAAGUAGAAACUAAGGUAAGGGACGGUCUUGAUAAAUUUGCCAAAGAAAAGAAGAAGAGGGAACAGUCACCGUCCGCGGAUAAACGCCAGCGUUCAUCCGAGGAGGCAAAGAAAGUAAAGCUCCAUCAUCAUCGGCACCACCAUGACCCACAACAUGUUCAACAGCAGCAGAAUGGCCAACCACAACCACGCAACUCCAGUGCCGAAAAACCUACCCUACAACGACACCAGCAUCAUCAUCAUCAUCACCACCACCACCAGCACAACAACACCAACGAUGCAAAGAAGGACUCCCACCUGCAGCCUCCUCUGCCUGCGCGGAAGGUGUUACCCGCAGCAGCCAAGUUGGACAGGACGAAAUCACUUCCCCCGGUUCUGCCGCAUGGACUGUUCAAUUUCACGCCCCUCAAAGUAGCCGAGCCCAAGGUCAAAAUACAGGAGAGCAAUGAAAAGCACAGGGAGAAAGAGCUCAAACUCAAACCUAAGAAGGAAAACACCGAGGCUAACGUAAAACAUGGAGUAGGCCUAUAUAAGAAAAAUAAAGAGCCCCAUCAUGAUGAGAACAGCAAGACUCAGUCGCUGGAGGAGUACCUGUUGAGGAGGAAGAAAAAGAAGCGGAGGCACCGGGAGGAUGAGCGUGGUAAGACGAUCCGCACGUACAACAAGGAGGUCCAGACCGUGUAUGGCGGUCUGACUGACCACAGUCCUUCAGCCCGCCUUGGCCCCGUGAAGGAGGGGAAACACUGCCAGCCUGGUACAGGUGCCAACAACAACCACCUCACUCCUAAAGAGGUACACAGCCACAACCACACCCACCUCCCCUUCCUCUCCCCCCAAGACCACUUCAUCCGCAGCUCGUCUCUGCAGACAGGCACCGUCUACGGACGCUUCAUCCAUGAGGAGCGCCAGGCCAACGGCGGGGCGUCGGUCCUGCACGCCUACGCUGAUGAGCUGUCCUCUCUACGGCCGGGGGAGAUGGAGCACUUCGCCCAGGAGUUCCUAGAGCUGGCCUUCGCUGAGAGACCCAGAGGGGCAGCCCGCUACGCCCUGGCUGUGGUGCACAGGGCUGCUGCCUACCUACCUGACUUCCUGGACUACUUUGCCUUCAACUUCCCCUCCACGCCGGUCAAGAUGGAGAUCCUGGGGAAGAAGGAUAUAGAGACCACUACUAUCGCUAACUUCCACUCUCAGGUGGGGCGGACCUACUGCUCGGGGACGUACCGGGCCGGUCCCAUGAGACAGAUCAGUCUGGUGGGAGCCAUGGCAGAGGAGGUGGGGGACUACUUCCCAGAGUUCUUGGACAUGCUGGAGGAGUCCCCCUUUCUGAAGAUGACCCUACCUUGGGGCAGUCUCUCCAGCCUGAAGCUGGACUGUCGUUCCCAGAGUGAUGAUGGGCCCAUCAUGUGGGUCCGGCCAGGUGAGCAGAUGGUGCCAACCGCUGACAUGCCCAAGUCACCCUUCAAACGACGCAGGUCCAUGAAUGAGAUUAAGAACCUUCACUACCUGCCCAGGACCAGUGAGCCCAGAGAGGUGCUGUUUGAGGACCGGACCAGGGCUCAUGCUGACCACGUGGGCCAGAGCUUCGACUGGCAGAGUACGGCAGCAGUGGGCGUGCUGAAGGCUGUGCAGUUUGGGGAAUGGAGUGCGCAUCCGAGGAUAACCAAAGAUGUGGUGUGUUUCCACGCAGAAGACUUUAACGAUGUGGUCCAGAGGCUGCAGCUGGAUCUGUACGAGCCCCCCGUGUCUCAGUGUGUCCAGUGGGUAGACGAUGCCAAGCUGAACCAGCUGAGGCGGGAGGGCAUCCACUACGUCCGCGUGCAGCUGUGUGACGACGACAUCUACUUCAUCCCCCGGAACGUUAUCCACCAGUUCAAGACUGUGUCGGCAGUCUGCAGCCUGGCCUGGCACAUCCGCCUCAGACAGUACCAUGACGAGAAGGCCUGCGGAGAACACGCCCUACACAAGCCCACCGACCAGAGCACAACAUCGGGUCAAUUCUUCUCAUCCUCCCCGGCCCAGCCAGAUGCCAAAGUGCCCCACUGUGCCGGUCUGCAGGCACAGAGAGACAAGACCCAGGGAGGGGUGACCAAGACUGAGGAACCAGUGUUUCAGAGGCCUACUACUCCACCUAGAGAGCCCCGGCCAGCCCGUCCUCAGUCUGCCAAGUCUGCACACCUGCCCCCUCCCUUCCUGGGCAUCAGCCCCUUGCCACAUGCUCCCUCUGGUUCUGGUUCUAACCCCUCCACCGUAGAGCCGAGGCUUCCACUGCCCCUGGUCUAGACUACAACUCCCCCCGACCCCACCAGGAUGUACAGCGUCACCGUCCCACUGACUUCUUCAAAUGACCUUCCUUCCCUUUACUCCUUUAACUAUCUUUACUAGCCUCUAAGGAAGAGCACUUUAUUUAAAGGAAUGUGACUGUGUGCACUUAUGACACUUUCUGAAAAUGUUAUUCUUGAACUUCUCUUUAAAUUAUUCAGAUUAUAAAGUAUUAUUUUUAUUUGUAAAUUCAGGAUCAGAGACGAGCUUAGAAAUGUUUUUUUUCUUAGCCAAAGUGUGAAAUGUACCGUAAUUGCUGGACUAUUAAGUGCACCUGAAUAUAAGCCGCACCCACUGAAUUUAAAAGAAAUAUGUAUUUUGUACAUAAAUAAGCCGCACGUGUCUAUAAGCCGCAGGUGCCUACCGGUACAUUGAAACAAAUGAACUUUACACAGCCUUUAAACGAAACACGGCUUGUAACAAAAAUAAAUAGGCUUUAACCUGUCUAGGACUGGCGGCACCCCCCCCCCCCCCACAUUCCACUGAAAAGGCAGAGCCGCGAAAUUCAAAAAAAAAAUUUUUUUUUAAUAUUUAACUUUCACACAUUAAAGUCCAAUACAGCUAAUGAAAGACACAGAUCGUGUGAAUCCAGCCAACAUGUCCGAUUUUUAAAAUGUUUUACAGGGAAGACACAAUAUGUAAAGAUAUAAAUCUAUUAGCUAAACUCAUUAGCAAAAGACACCAUCUUUUAUUUGUCCACCAACACCAGUAGCUAUCACCAAUUCGGCUAAACUAAGAUAUUGAUAGCCACUAACCAAGAAAAAAACUCAUCAGAUGACAGUCUGAUAACAUAUUUAUGGUAUAGGAUAGGUUUUGUUAGAAAAAUGUGCAUAUUUCAGGUAGAUGUCAUAGUUUACAAUUGCACCCACCGUCACAAAUGGACUAGAAUAAAUAUAUAGAGCAACGUGUUUACCCAAUUACUAAUCAUCAAACAUUUCGUAAAAAUACACAGCAUACACUAAUCGAAAGACACAGAUCCUGUGAAUACAGACAAUAUUUCAGAUUUUCUAAGUGUCUUACAUCUCGAAAACACAAUAAAUCGUUAUAUUAGCAUACCACAUAUGCAAACGUUACCAGAGCAUUGAUUCUAGCGAAAGAGAGUGAUAACGUAAACAUCGCCAAAAUAUAUUAAUUUUUUCACUAACCGUCUCAGAAUUCUUCAGAUGACACUCCUGUAACAUCACAUUACAACAUACAUAUACAGUUUGCUCGAAAAUGUGCAUAUUUAGCCACCAAAAUCAUGGUUAGACAAUGACAAAAGUUGCCCAGCUGGUCAGACAAUGUCGUGCGCCAUAUUAGACAGUGAUCUAGUCGUAGACAUAAAUACUCAUAAACGUGACUAAAAAAUAUAGGGUGGACAGCGAUUGAUAGACAAUUUAAUUCUUAAUACAAUCGCUGAUUUACAUUUUUUAAAUUAUCCUUACUUUUCAAUACAGUUUGCGCCAAGCGAAGCUACGUCAAACAAGAUGGCGUCCUAAGCGAUUAACAUUUCUCGACAGAAACACGAUUUAUCAUAAUAAAUUGUUCCUACUUUGAGCUGUUCUUCCAUCAGAAUCUUGGGCAAAGAAUCCUUUCUUGGGUCUAAUCGUCUUUUGGUCGAAAGCUGUCCUCUUGCCAUGUAUAAAUGCCCAUUGCGUUCGGCAUGAACUGGAACCGUGCCCAGAGAUUCACAGUGUCUCAGAAAUAAAUGUCCCAAAAUCGCACUAAACGGAAAUAAAUUGCUAUAAAACGGUUUAAAUUAACUACCUUAUGAUGUUUUUAACUCCUAUAACGAGUAGAAAUAUGACCGGAGAAAUAUAACUGGCUUCACUAGUGCUUGGAAAAAGUGCAGGUCGGUGUCCUCCGCGCGCCUGACGCAGCUGGAAAAGAGUUCCUACCUACACGUGUUUUUGUUUUAUAGUGGCUGUGAUUGGGCAAUCGAUACCAUUCAAAUCGUCAUCACGUAAAGGCAUCCAGGGGAAGACGUAAGCAGUGUCUGUAUACUCAUAGCAAUAACAGUGGCCUUUUAACUGACUCCAGAUCAGGGGCCAAAAUGUGUGAAAUCUGACUCCAUGUCAGGGAAAUUGCUGUAGAAUGAGUUCUGUUCCACUCAGAGACAAAAUUUCAACGGCUAUAGAAACUAGAGACUGUUUUCUAUCCAAUAAUAAUAAUAAUAUGCAUAUUGUACGAUCAAGAAUUUAGUAGGAAGCCGUUUCAAAAAUUACACGAUUUACAUAAAUAGUGACAACAGCACCCCCUAGCCUCAACAGGUUAACGAAACACGUCUUGUAACAAAAAUAAAUAGGCUUUAACGAAACACGUCUUGUAACAAAAAUAAAUAGGCUUUAACGAAACAGGCUUGUAACAUUUUUUUUUUUUAAAUAGCAGUAAACAGUAGCCUACCAAGAAAGUCCUUGGUCACCAUCUUCCUCCUGUGCACUGAAACCACUGAAGUCAUCUCCUUUGGUGUCGGAGUUGAAUAGCCUCAGAAUUGCUUCAUCCGAUGUUGGAUCGUUUUCAUUGUUGCUCUCCUCACUUUCAUCCGGAGGCAAAUUCCCCGCUGAGCUCAUGCUGCCCUCUUCAAUAAGCAGCAGCUCCACGCUGUCAGGACCCACUGGCAGACUUGACCAUAAGUUGCUCUUCGCAUGCGGCCCGUUUUAGUGAAGGAUUUCUCCCCACUUGUCAUCCAAGCCUCAUUUUCUAGUUCGGGCCACCUGCUUUUCUUUCCUCUGAAAGCUUUUGUUGUCUUUUUGCACUGAGUCAGUUUCUCACGCUGCUGUUUCCAACGUCUUAUCAUCGACUCAUUAAGGCCAAGCUCCCGUGCAGCAGCUCUAUUUCCUUUUCCAACAGCCAGAUCGAUCGCCUUCAAAUUGAAAGCUGCAUCAUAUGCAUUUCUCCGUGUCUUUGCCAUGAUGAGGGUGACAAAAUGACUACCGUAAUCAGAAUGAUGGAAAGUUUGAGCGCACUCGAUUUACGUCACAUUAUGUGACGGUGCUCAGUUUUUUGGCGGCAUGAAUUUGUGAAAGCGAGAAAAAUCCAUAAAUUAGUCGCGGCAUUGUAUAAAGCGCAAGGUUCAUAGCGUGGGAAAAAAGUAGCGGCUUAUAGUCCGGAAAUUACGGUACAUUUAGGAACAUUUGUCAGAAAAAGUGUGUUUAUUUGUUAGUUCCUGAAACUGAGGGCCCUCUGGGGAGUUUCCUAACUUGCUUCGAGAGUUAAAGGCAACUCUUUGCCAGUCGAGAGAGACUACCAAGGUGUACAGUAUAUCAUGUAUAUUGCCUAAUUGGUUUUUAGAUAAAAGUGCCUGCCACCCGAAGAACAGCAAUCAGUCUCAAAUACAUAUAUAUAUUUUUAUUCUUAGAGUAGCCUUCUUGAGACUUUCUGUGAUGGUGAAUGUAAAAGGGUAAAAAAACAUACAAAAAAACUGUUGAAAUUCACAUUUAAGAUUUUUUCCUAACUUGUUAAACUUAUUUUUGUCUGUGCUUCACAAAUGCAGAUUUGGCCUGCGUUUUUAUAUUGGAUUGUGGAUUAAUAUAAUUUUUUGAUGUGUACUGUGAAAGAAAAAAUCUACUGUUAACAAUGAAUGCAUGUUCUGGUGUUUGACACUGACGUUGAUACAGUACAAUAGAUUAUGUCCAAAAUAUUGUCCAACUUUCAGCCAUUUCUAUCAAUGUUAUUCCAUGUUUGAAUGUU
Molecule: messenger RNA, 6154 nt
Organism: Salvelinus fontinalis (brook trout)
Lineage: Eukaryota; Metazoa; Chordata; Actinopteri; Salmoniformes; Salmonidae
Product: lysine-specific demethylase 9
Exons: 7
Coding region: 137-2446 (769 amino acids)
Cellular component (GO): nucleus
Source: RefSeq, a predicted model, not a curated record